AUGGAUGUUUUGAUUAAUAAUUUGGUUACUGAAGCUGUACAUUGGGACCAGCAAGAUAACUGGACCAAGAGAAAGAAGGACCAAACAACAAAACAUUUAGAUAAAUUAAAAAAUACAAUUAGAUCUUGUGGGGUCACAUUUGAAAUUUGGGAAAAAUCCAAUGCAGAUGGCAAAAGAUCUGGCCAAUAUGACUUUACUAGUUUAUUGGGGCCUGACAAGAAAAAAUUAUUGAAGGAACUUCCUGAGAAGCUCACAGGUUUGGUCCGUCCAGAAGCUGAACAUGAUGUGAGAAGCCUCUGGCUUAAAUUUUCCAUAAUAUAUUCCAUAGUCACUUGCAAAACACCCUCACAAGACAUGAUUGGGAACAUUUUUUGUAAAGUACAGGAAUGGAUUAAUCUUUUUGUUUCUCUAGGAAACACAUACAUCGGUUACAGAAGAUGCAAUGUCACACCCUACAUGCAUGCCAUGGUUUACCAUUUACCAAAAUUUUUAGAAACCUACAAAACUGUAAACCUAUUUAGUGGUCAAGGUGUUGAGAAAAUUAAUGACGUAGCCAGAAGCAUAGUGUUAAGAAAAUCAAAUAAUUGGGAUGCCGCUGCAGACGUUUUGAAACUUGAGUCAAGGCAAUUGGACCUAAGAGAGAAAGAACGUAUAAAAAGAUCAUACACUAAAAAAAAUAGCCAGUACUGGGAACAUGAGCUUGAAGAAGAAAGAAAAAAGAGAAGAAAAACAUUAAUAUGA
Molecule: messenger RNA, 741 nt
Organism: Paramuricea clavata
Lineage: Eukaryota; Metazoa; Cnidaria; Anthozoa; Malacalcyonacea; Plexauridae
Source: the annotation of a GenBank genome assembly